Messenger RNA from Durusdinium trenchii, 1244 nucleotides. The record is from the annotation of a GenBank genome assembly. Lineage: Eukaryota; Dinophyceae; Suessiales; Symbiodiniaceae.
GGUGUACGUUCAUAGUUCCGAGAACGGUUUCAGUUUCACAGUCACAUGCCAAUGCGACUAUGUUGCAUGUUUCCAACGAAGACGAUGCUGGUCCAGUGCCACUACCGCGGCCGGGGACUGCUCCAGUUUGUUGUGAAAGAGAGGUUCAGAAUUUGGUGAAUGACAUGCUCGGGGAUGUUGCGCGAAAUGUUUUGGGAGACCUGGAACUGCCCAGACGGCCACACACUGCCUGUGCAGGCGCUAGGAUUUGCACAGUUGUAUCCGACGACGGUGAUGAUACUGAAAGCGAUAGAGGAUCUUUAGACCCUGACGAUGAGCCUGCCGAACAGCUGCAAGACCGAAGUGUUGGAGAAAAUUCGGAGACUGACACAAAGGAUGGCUCGGCUCUUGGAUAUUGGUGUGGUCCUUUGUCGUUGUCAAGAGGUGAGUGGCUGCUGCUUUCCGGUUUGGAGCAGAGAGUGCAUCAACCAGAGGCGCAUCCUACGAGACAAACAAGCGCUGACCCACAAUCAUGUGAGCAGAGGACUAUUGUGAAAGCUUCGCCAAUGUUGCUGGCGGAGAAACUUCCCAGGACCCGUGUAUUUGGUGCUUGCAGAGGAGGCGGGUUGGCACCUCAAGCAUCCAGGUUCAAAUCUCACACUUCUUGGACGAACUUCUUGCCCAUAGGCGCUCCAGGAGCAAGGCUUUCCACCGAUGUGCGGCAGCGGGCCGUCCCUGAGUCACGUCAGCCCUCUGGAUACCCAGCAGAGGUGGAAACCAUAGACACAGAAUUGCAGGCAGCGCAAGAUUCAAAAGAUGAACCAGAAGUACUCAGACAAGCAGGUCCAAAGUAUCGUGUGCUGCCAGGAGGCAGUCGGCCUGCUGCAUCCAAGGUCAAGGUGAGCAAGGAGCUGGUUCUGGAAUUCCGAUCGGAACCGCGCGUGGUACCUGCUCGACGAAGCCAGGAAGAAGUUCGGCAUGGUGGGCGGAGAGGCUGGAAACGUUCAGAAAUUGCUCCGCUGCAGAGGCUCCGUCAAGAAGACGGUCAAUGGGCUCUCGAACGGGAGGCUUUGGCACGAGCGAGGUAAACUUACCAUGUAACUGCCGUGUGCAAGCUUGGACCAUUUGCAAUCGUCAAAGCAAAAAAUGAGAACUCCUCAACACGCGCGCGGUAAGGGUUCAGACAAGAAUUAGUAGGGCUGAACUGACCCCCCUUGUUUUGUUCUGCUAGCGGCGGCUAUCCGCAGCAGAGUAGCAUUUCCAGC